This is a messenger RNA of Penicillium manginii, 951 nucleotides long. RefSeq names its product putative 26S proteasome-associated ubiquitin C-terminal hydrolase. The transcript has 3 exons. The record is from RefSeq and is a predicted model, not a curated record. Bases 1 to 951 code for a protein of 316 amino acids. Gene Ontology annotation, molecular function: cysteine-type deubiquitinase activity. Lineage: Eukaryota; Fungi; Ascomycota; Eurotiomycetes; Eurotiales; Aspergillaceae. Gene Ontology annotation, biological process: protein deubiquitination; ubiquitin-dependent protein catabolic process. Gene Ontology annotation, cellular component: cytoplasm.
AUGGGCGACGCAGGCGGUUGGAGCACCAUCGAGUCUGACGAGGGUGUAUUCACCUCUCUCAUCGAGACGCUCGGCGUACAAAAUGUUCAAUUCGAAGAGCUCAUUUCACUGGACGCAGACACAAUACGCUCCCUUGGUUCCGUCUACGGAGUAAUCUUUCUAUUCAAAUGGACCCGCGAAGCAGCCGGUGCCCGCGCCGAGGCCCCAAUUGACGGCACAUACGACGAAACCGCAACAGAGAACAACGUCUUCUUCGCCGCGCAAACAAUCCAAAACGCCUGCGGCACACAAGCCAUUCUUUCCGUGAUCCUAAACCACGACAACCCGCCCGCCCCUCUCCCCGCGAUCCCGCUCGGCACCGAACUCGCCUCCUUCAAAGACUUCACAACGGGCUUCCCGCCGGAGCUCCGCGGCGAGGCCCUGUCCAACUCGGAAGCUAUCCGCACCGCACACAACACUUUCGCAAAGUCUAGCCCGUUCGCUGAUGAGACGACUAGGCCGCAGGACGAGGAGGGUGGGGAUGUUUUCCAUUUCAUUGCUUACACGCCUGUUAAUGGGACGUUGUAUGAGUUGGAUGGAUUGCAGCCGCACCCUAUUAGUCACGGACCGUGUGAUACGGCCUCGUUUCCUGAGACGGUGAUUGAAGUGCUCCGCAAGCGCAUUGCUAGAUAUCCGCCUGAGGAGACGCAUUUCAAUCUUAUGGCUGUUGUGCAGGAUCCUCGGCCACGGGCGCGGGAGAUCGGGGACGCGGAGACGCUGGAGCGGGAGGAGAGGAAGAGGGCUGCGUGGCAGUGGGAGAAUACUCUACGGAGGUGGAACUUUGUUGGGUUUAUUGGGGAGAUGAUGAAGGGGGUUGCUGGGGCUAAGGAGCGGGAUGGGAAAUAUGAUGAGUGGGUUGAUGCUGCGAAGGCUGAGACAAAGAAGAAGAUUGAGAGCAGGAGAGGGGCUUGA